Rotaria sordida is the source of this 963-nucleotide messenger RNA. The record is from the annotation of a GenBank genome assembly. NCBI's taxonomy places the organism in Eukaryota, Metazoa, Rotifera, Eurotatoria, Philodinida, Philodinidae.
AUGACCUCAUGUUCAUUUAAAUCAACACAUAAAAUAACACCAAAUUUAUAUCUUGGUGAUGCAAAAAUCGCUCGAAGUAAAUAUUUUUUCGAAAAUAAUAACAUUCAUGGCAUAAUUAAUGUCACUUCUAACGAGCCAAAUGCCUAUCCUGAAUCAAAUGAUUAUUUACGUGUAAAUAUCUAUGAUAAACCAAGCGAACAAAUUCGUCCAUUUUUUCAACAUGUUUUCGAAUUCAUUCGACGACAUCAUAGUCUUGGUCAUAGUGUGUUGGUUCAUUGUCAAAUGGGUAUUUCACGAAGUGCAACACUUGUCAUUGCAUAUUUGAUGAUCGAUGGACAUAAGACACUCGGUGAAGCUUUUCAACAAGCCAAAAGUGUACGACAACAAAUCGAUCCUAAUGAAGGUUUUAUCAGACAAUUACGUGAACUGGAAAUAUCAUUGUUUGGUCAGACAAUGACUCUGGAACGUAUUACAUUUCUAGAUCUUAGCAUCGAAGAAUCAUCCAAAGUUGUUAUGGAUCAUGUGCUUAUAGCUCUUGAAGACUUUGUUGCAGCUUUUGCUGAUGAUGCAUCUCUACAGACACUUGACAUGCUCAAAGAUAAACUUCUCAGAUUAGCUGACAAAGUCAAACGUGAUAAUGUCACUGAUUUAUUAUUCCAUGGUAUUUGCAAAUGUCUGCGAAUGUUAGGAGAUGAUGAUUCAUUAGAUGCAGAAGCAAGGAUUGGUCUACAACAAGCACUUUCUGUUUUGUGCACUUUCUACAACGUCGAUAUUAAAGAUUGUCUCGACAAUUUGACUAAUACUAAAGAAUGGAACGAUCUCUGCAUUGAUGUACCAUUAGUGAAUCGAUGGAUCAAUUAUUUACGAGAUAAAAGUUCUUCUGUUGACACAUCGGAAACUGAAUUCAAUCGAAUAAGCAAUUUUGACAUCAAAAAAGAUAUUUAUUCAACAAAUAAUUAUUAA